AUGGCUUUCAAUGGUAUUGAUGCACUACGCGACCACGAUUACUUACCAAAUAAUGAACUGCAGUAUGAAGAGUUGAUGGAUUUCAACAGUUUUGAAGAGGAGGAGGAAGAAUGUGUUAUUGACGAAGAGGAGGAAGAAGAUGAUAUUGAAGAAGAUAACAAUGGUCAACUGGCAAAUAUCCAGCGUCAGCGAGCCGAAACAUUUACGAUUUUACCUGGUGUCAGAAUAAAUUCAGUAGUAUUUAUGGAUAACUUGUAUUAUAGGUAUUAUAAAAAUGGUGCAAGGAACGAUAAAACAUAUUUAAUUUGUGAAAAUCAAAAGACUGUUGCGGUGCAUUGUCCGUCAACAGCUUGGGUCAGGACUAUGGACAUAAAAAAAGGGAAUGGUGAUAUAAUGACUCGGGUUCAACACAACCAUUUCCCUCCAAAUGUUGACAUUCCAAUGGUGCAUUUACGAAGAGCUAUUGGUCUAGCUGGAACAAGUACCGUCAAUUUGGCUACUUCAAUCCGACAAAUUUAUAACCGAGAAGUUGUGUUAAAUCCAGAAGGUGCACAAAACUAUACACAUUUACAGUCCCGGUUUUGUCUGAAUAAAAUGCGACGUCGUCGUCGUCCAAAAAAUCCAACUACCAUUGAACAGUUAGCACAUAUCCUGAAUGAACCAACCACAUCAACAUCAUAUAUUUCAACCCUGCAGCGCCCUUCUUCAAGAUUUUUUCAACAUGGUUGUCCAUUGAUAGUAGAUAGAGAACUAGUUGGAGUAGUAUUUGCUAAUACAGAUGCCAUUGGAAAAUAUAGUGGAGAACUACUCCAAUCAAUUACCAUCGCAGGAGUAGAUGGGACUUUUAAAACUGUGCCAAGAAAUCCUCCUGAUUUGAAAAAAGGCUGCCUGCUUACUUUUCAUAUAGUUUACAGAAAUGUGUCUUUUCCAAUGGUGUAUGCAUUGACUACAAGAAUGACACAGUCCACAUAUGAGUCCUUCUUUAGAGUCGUACACCAGAUUUUACCUCUGAACUACAACCAGUUAACCAUAAUAACAGAUUAUGAACGAGGUUUGAUGAACGCAGUAAGGAUUGUUUUGCCUCAUACAAAGCUUCAGGGGUGUUGGUUUCACUACUGCCAAUCUGUUAUCCGGUACUGCAAAAGGAGCAUGAACGGACUAUUUCAUCUAUUUCAGACCAGUGUUGAGGCUGCUACAGUUUUACGCAUGGUGUUAGCUCUACCUCAUCUUCCAGCAGAAUCCCAAAUUAAUUGCAAUUUUACAAUGCUUGAUGGUUUUCAAAUAAUCGUAGAUUAUGUCAACCAACAACCAGAUAUUCGCGAACGCCUACAAGCAUUUCUAUUUGGCUACAUCCAAGAUUUUUGGUUCAUACAAAUAACUGCUGCAAACAUAAGUGUCUUUGGGUCAGAAGUUCGAACUAACAAUUAUGUCGAGUCUUUUCAUGCCACACUGAAGACGCAGAUUGGAAAACAUCCCAAUAUCUGGGAUUUCAUGCAGAAACUAUUGAUAGUUGAGAAUCAAUAUUAUUUGGAAAUGGAUCAAGUUCGCAGGCAUCUCCAGAUCAGAUCUCAUCUAUCUCAGAUUGAUAGAGCAGAAGUUACCAGUACUAUACAAAACUAUGUUGGUAUACUUAAUGAGAAUGGAGAUUUAUCCAUGUUUUUACGAAGAGCAGGCCAUCUUAUGGAUGGUUAUUAUCGAAAACAAGUUCGACCGCAACCAUUGUUAGUCAAAGAUUAUGAUUGGAAACUUACCAGAGUUGUUGAGAGAAUUUGUGUUGCUUUCUUCAAAAGUGUGUUUGCUUUACAUGACCACGGCUAUAUUCACACUAGAAGUUCUUUAAAUAAUAAUGAAUCAGAUGCUAAACAAUUGGAUAAUGAAGAUGACCAUUCUUAUGAAUCUUAUGAGGUAUUUGAUGAUGAAAUGCUGGAUCCAACCUUUGUUAUUAGUAAUGAUAUAAAUAAGGAUUCUAUAGAUCAGUUGAAUUUGGAUGUAUCUAUAGAUUUAGUGAGUAGUCAAAAUUUCACUGAAAAUAUCCAUGAUUCAAUAAUUAAUUCUCCAUUACACAUACCAAUUCCAACAAGUAAUAAAAAAUUGAGUCCUGCAGAAUUAAAGAAUAAUAGGUUGAUUAAAGAAGACAAUAAAAAAGAAAAAGCUAAACUUAAACACCCAUUUAAAGAUAUAACAUGUAAAGAUUCUUGUAGACAACAAUGUCGCCAUAGUGAUCUAACAAUAACUCAUAGAAAAGCUCUUUGGACAGAUUUUUGGACUCAAAAUUAUGUUGGAAGGAGGAGAUUUUUAGCAACAUGCAUAGAUAUAAAACCAGUUAAACGUCGAACAACUACAUCAAGUUUAGCAACAAAAAAUCAAUCUCGUUUCUUUUAUCUACCAAGUAUAAAUAGUAACCGAUUACAAGUGUGUAAAUCAACUUUUCUAUGUACUUUUGGCUACUCAAACGAUUCUAUUAUAACUGAACUUUGCAAGUAUAUAAAAGGUGACACCCCUUGUCUUUCAGCUGUGAAAGAGUAUAGGGGUGAAAAUAAUAAUUUGAGAACAUUUGACAGGGAAAUUAUAAUUAACCACAUUAAAACAUAUAACCCAUGUAUAAGUCAUUACAGAAGACACAAUGCUCCAAAUAUUUUAUAUUUACCCAGAGAACUGACAGUGAAAAUGAUGCAUGAUGAUUUUUGUUCAAAAAAUGAGAAAUUAAUUUGUCAAGAAUUGUACAGAACUGUCCUGAAAAGUAUGAAUAUAUCAUUGAAAAAACCAAACUCUGAUAUGUGUGAAGAUUGUUGUAUGUUUAAAAAUCAAAUUGAAAAUUUGGAAAAUGAGAAUGAAAUAGAAGUUAUUAAAAACAAAUUGGAAGAACAUAAGUUGAAAGCAUAUCAAGCUCAUAAGAUGUACAAAGAAGGUGCUACAAUAGAUAUAAGUGGCACUUCAAUUAGAGUAUACUCAAUGGAUUUACAAAAAGUAUUGUUACUUCCUAAACUACCAGAAUCCAAAACUAGUUUCUUUACUAGUCGUUUAGUAAAAAGGAGAGAAUAUAACAGAUGCCAUAUUAGCCUUAAUAAAGGAAGAAAGAGAUGUGACAAAUUUCAUAUUUUGGGCAGAUAA
Molecule: messenger RNA, 3111 nt
Organism: Macrosiphum euphorbiae (potato aphid)
Lineage: Eukaryota; Metazoa; Arthropoda; Insecta; Hemiptera; Aphididae
Source: the annotation of a GenBank genome assembly